Penicillium paradoxum is the source of this 1107-nucleotide messenger RNA. RefSeq names its product putative RNA binding protein Rnp24. Bases 1 to 1107 code for a protein of 368 amino acids. Gene Ontology annotation, molecular function: RNA binding. The transcript has a single exon. The record is from RefSeq and is a predicted model, not a curated record. NCBI's taxonomy places the organism in Eukaryota, Fungi, Ascomycota, Eurotiomycetes, Eurotiales, Aspergillaceae.
AUGGCAGAAGUCGCCGACGUUAGUCAAAAGAAGCGCAAGCUGCAGGACGGCCCUGAGCUUGAGAUUGAUAUUUCCGCGCCGGAACCAGUCUCAAAAAAGGCUCUGCGAAAAGCAAAGAAGAGCAAGUCAAGUGACGCAGCCGAUGAUGAAAAGCCCAAGUCCAGCAAGUCGAGCAAAUCCGAAUCCAAUGAAGACAACACAGAGGGCAAGCGGUCUCAAUAUGGUAUCUGGAUUGGAAACCUUUCUUUCACUGUGACCAGGGAUGAGCUACGCAUGUUCUUUACGGCCAACUCGGAUAUUUCUGAGUCAUCUAUUACUCGAAUCCACCUGCCCAAGGGCCCCGAAAGAUACGGACGGGCGCAGAACAAAGGCUUUGCCUAUGUCGACUUCACCGACAAAAAGUCACUGCAAGAAGCAAUUGGUCUAAGCGAACAGCUCAUGACUGGCCGCCGUGUGCUUAUCAAGGAUGCAAACAGCUACGAAGGUCGUCCUGCGAAAUCCGAGGCCCAAGAGAAUGGUGCGGCUGCAGCCAAGUCCGGCCAUCCUCCAUCCAAGCGAAUCUUCGUCGGCAACCUCAGCUUCGACGUGACCAAGGAAAACCUCGAAGAAAACUUCAGCAAAUGCGGAACGCUCACCAACGUGCAUAUGGCUACCUUCCAGGACUCAGGCAAAUGCAAGGGAUAUGCUUGGGUUGAAUUUGAAGAACUCGCUGCCGCGGAAGCAGCGGUGAGAGGAUUUAUGCUGGUCAAGGAAGAUGAUGAGGAAGAGGAUUCCUCCGACAGUGACUCCGACUCGGCGUCCGAAAAGAAAAAGUCAAAGAAGCUAAAGCCUCGGAUGCAAAGGAUUUGGGUGAACCAGCUUAUGGGUCGUCGUAUGCGAAUGGAGUUUGCUGAGGAUGCAUCAACACGUUACAAGAAGCGCUUUGGCAAGGACGCUGAGAAGAAGGAUGAACCUGCUAUCACCGAAGUCGACGGCGAAUCCCGAGAACGACCUCGACACAAGAAGAGACGUGAUUCCAUCGAUGAGUCGCGUUACUCCAAGGAAACUGUGCAGAAGCUCAGUGGUGCCAUUGUUGAAGGCCAAGGUCAGAAGACUACCUUCGACUAA